AUGUCGUCUCUGGUUCUCAGCCUCUCUUCCAAGCCCUCUCUCAGUAAACUUGCUCUGCCCAAAUCAGUCAAAAACAUUCCUUUGCAUCCUCUGGGUAAACCUAUAGCUAUCCAACAACAAGCCAUCAUUAACGCCGCAAUGACUUGUGCACCUGAUCAAAGCAAAGAUUUUGCAGUGGCUGUCAAGUGUUUAGGACCUAUGAUCAAUUUCAAUAGGCCUGGUGGAAAACACAAGGACUCGGGUUCGGUCGUCUUUAAAACCCCUUUCCAAUAUUUUGAUCAAUCAAAAGUUAUGUAUUCAAAGAGAGAUGAAAAGUUCUACACUCCUAGUUUUGGAGGCCACUUUUUGGUUUCUUGGGAUUCUUUCUUUGAAGAGGAUAUGACCGGCUCUGAGUUGCUAGAGUUGCGGUUUUCCAACAUUCCUGAAUUGACCAAGUCCGAAUGGGAACUCUUGGACUCAUGUUCCAAGACUGUAUACUUUGUGGAGUCUCCCUCAGGCCAACGUUUCCUAAUCAAGUGGUACGCCCAGAACCACCAACCAGGCGAUUCAAUGACAUUCCUGUGUCGCGGAACAAAGCGUUUCAUGGUGUUUAGAGAGGAAGAAGAUAAAAGGACCAUGUGUUACACGGAGGACAUUGGAGAUCUUUGCAUAUUCCUAGGCAACAAUGAGCCCUUUUGUGUCAAGGCAAGCUCAUUCCCUGGCCUAAACCCUAACUCCAUCUAUUUUGCAGGUGAUGGCUAUGGUGUUUACGAUAUCGCCACUAGAAAACCACGUUCCUUCCGUCCCAAGUCUCCCUCAGCCUUCUCGUCAGCAUCACUCCUCCCUUACUGGAUCCCUCCAAUGUCUCUCUAGUUAGUAUAGUUACCUGUCCUUCACUAGUUAUUGGGCUAAAGAUCUUCAUUUUUUUCAUGUUGUUCUCUCGUGGCUUUUGAUUUUUUAAGCUUAAUAAUGGUUCUUCCGGAUUCAACUAAACCAGCUCUAAUUAGCAUCUUCGAAUUAAGAGCUUUUCUUCCUCUAUUUACUUCAGUUUCGAGCCCUUGGAAGCUUAUCUUCGUAUCUCUAUGAAACAAGGUUUGGGUCUCAUUAAAAUACUAAUUACUAGGUAUGAUUCGGUUCAUGUUGGCGGUUAGACACCGGUUCAUGUAAUUGGUAGACUCAUAUAUAAAGCGAA
Molecule: messenger RNA, 1171 nt
Organism: Arabidopsis lyrata subsp. lyrata
Lineage: Eukaryota; Viridiplantae; Streptophyta; Magnoliopsida; Brassicales; Brassicaceae
Exons: 2
Coding region: 1-852 (283 amino acids)
Source: RefSeq, a predicted model, not a curated record